GAGAGCCCUCUCUCUUCUCUCUCUUCUCUCUCUCUCCUCUCUUUGAAGCUUUUUUUCUUGUUCUUCAACAUUUCUUUCAAGUUUCAAUUUAGUGGGGUUGAAGGAACUCCCGCUCUGCUGCUUGUUUCGCACUCAUCGGGGAUCUAAUUUCGAUAAGAUUUUUCCUUCUCUGUUCUAAUUCUUCCAAUUUACUCCAUUCCCAAUGUUAUCUUCACUUCAUACCACUCGAUUCGCAAACCAGACGGAUUGAAUCAAAAUUUCGAGUCAGAAAUGGAGAAUUACAUCGGAAAAAGGAAACCCACCAUCGCCCUUUCGCUCUUCACCGCCUUGUCCGCUUCUUUCUCUUCUGAUAAAACGAAAUCCGCUCGCGAUUUCGAGAACGGCGUUGUUGGGUUGGGCAUAGUUGCUGCCAUGACUGAUUCCCACAAAUUUCAUGAACCUUUUGUGUCUUCCAAAGCGGUUUCUCCCAUCGUUUCUUCUGCUAAACCAGCCGCUAAUUUCAGAGGUGGUCUUAACCUAGAAAAGGAACAACCCGAGGUUGUUGAUGAACUUUCUGAAAGUUACACUUGCGUAACUUCACAUUUUGGUAAUCAUAUGAUUGAAAAGCGUGUUUUCUUUAACGGUGAGCUUGAAAUGGUUAAUGGCCGCUCUUCCAAUAUGGUGACAUAUGGGGUUUUUUCCACUUCCCCCAUGAGUUUUGGUGUAGCGGAGAGAGGGCUUUUUGCUGCUGAAUUUUUGAGCUCUUGUCAUCUCUGCUGCAAGCAUCUUCAUGGGCUUGACAUCUUCAUGUACAGAGGGGAAAAGGCAUUUUGCAGUGUCGAGUGUCGCGACAAACACAUCAGAGGCGACGAUUGCAGGGAGAAGUGUGGAUCGAAAGUCAUGAAAGACUACUCGGCGUUGCCUUGUUCCGUGGCUGCCCCCCCUGCCUUGGCUUCUGGUGUGGUUGCAGCUUAGGUAUAAAAAAUGUAUGAAUUGUGAG
Messenger RNA from Cucurbita maxima (winter squash), 979 nucleotides. RefSeq lists its product as uncharacterized. Bases 271 to 954 code for a protein of 227 amino acids. The transcript has 2 exons. Lineage: Eukaryota; Viridiplantae; Streptophyta; Magnoliopsida; Cucurbitales; Cucurbitaceae. The record is from RefSeq and is a predicted model, not a curated record.